This is a messenger RNA of Gigantopelta aegis, 10609 nucleotides long. RefSeq names its product MAU2 chromatid cohesion factor homolog. The record is from RefSeq and is a predicted model, not a curated record. Gene Ontology annotation, cellular component: SMC loading complex; chromatin. Gene Ontology annotation, molecular function: protein binding; double-stranded DNA binding. The transcript has 18 exons. The coding region runs from base 2 to 1786 and encodes 594 amino acids. NCBI's taxonomy places the organism in Eukaryota, Metazoa, Mollusca, Gastropoda, Neomphalida, Peltospiridae. Gene Ontology annotation, biological process: mitotic sister chromatid cohesion; maintenance of mitotic sister chromatid cohesion.
GAUGGCGGCCUCAUCGAGAGACGAACAACAACCGUGGUUUUUAUCUCUUUUGGGUCUUGCGGAAAAUUUUAGGACAUCAAAUCCACCGAAUAUAAGACUAUGCAUUCAUUGUUUACAGGCCAUUUUUACGUUUAAACCUCCACCAAAGAUUGAAGCAAGAACACACCUACAGUUGGGAAACAUUUUGCUAACCCACACGAAAAAUAUCGAGUUGGCCCGAACACAUUUGGAAAAGGCGUGGCAAAUUUCAUCAACCCUUACAUCUAAUGAUGACGUCCUCUUUGAAUCGGCAAGUGUUCUGGCCAAGCUUUAUGAGACGCAGCAUCACAUUAGCCUGGCGAAACCAAUUCUUCACCGAGCUAUCGAGAUGUCACAGCAAGCACCUUACUGGCAUUGUCGACUUCUUUUUCAACUGGCUCAAAUAUUUGCCUUGGAGAAAGACACAUUGUCGGCUUGCAGCUUACUGGGGGUAGGAGCAGAAUUUGCCAGGGCAUCUACCUCUCACUACACCAGAAUACUGUUUCUGCUAGCUAAAGGAAUGCUAUUGUUAAUAGACAAGAAAAUGCGUGAAGUUGAAGAAACACUGCCGAAGGUUGGAGGGCUCAUUGAAGAGUUUCAGGGUUCACCUGUUCACAAGGAGUCGCUCAAAGUGUUUUUCCUCGUCCUGCAAGUCUGUCACUAUCUCAUGUCGGGCCAGGUGAAGAGUGUGAAACCAGCACUGAAGCAGCUGCAACAAAGUAUCCAAACCAUCACACAGAUCCACACAGACGACGAACCAUUGUCAACCAAUCCUGUGGACUUGUUUCAGUGGUUGCCCAAAGAACAUAUGUGUGUUCUCGUUUACUUGGUGACUGUCAUGCACUCGAUGCAGGCUGGCUACAUGGACAAGGCACAGAAAUACACAGACAAAGCUCUCAUGCAGAUUGAAAAGUUGAAAAUGUUGGACUGUCAUCCAUUGCUGUCAUCGUUUCAACUGAUGCUGCUUGAGCACAUUGUCAUGUGUCGACUUAUCAUGGGAAACAAGUCAGUCGCUUUGCAAGAGAUUUUCCAAGCAUGUCAUGUUUGUCAACAGCAGCCAAGACUGUUCACGACGCACGGAGCACAGAUUCACAUGCUAUUGGGUUUGUAUGCAAUGUCGAUGAACUGUAUGGAGGCUGCGGAAGCUCAGUUUAAACUGGCAUCCAAGUUAACGACGGCAUUGGACUUGAGGAACUUUGUAAACUUAAAUCUUGCGAUUGUUUACUUGAGAACGAGUCGACAGGCAGACUUGACGAGUCUCAUGGACAAGAUAGAACCGGAGAAGAUGGAAACUCACUCCCACAGUCUGAAGGCAGCAUCAUAUUUUGUACAAGGUCUGCAGGCCUUCUUCCAGGCUCGAUACAAUGAAGCAAAGCGUUACCUGCGAGAAACAUUGAAAAUGUCGAAUGCAGAAGAUCUGAACCGGCUGACGUCAUGUUCUCUGGUCCUGUUGGGACACAUCUUCCUCUCCCUGGGAAACAACAGAGAGGCACUGAACAUGGUCACACCAGCUAUGCAGUUAGCAGGCAAGAUACCAGAUGUGCAUGUACAGCUCUGGGCUUCAUCACUGCUUAAGGAUCUGUACCGAUCAUGUGGCGACUCUGCCAAUGAGGCGGAGGGUUACAGAUUGCACACCAACUUCUCACAGUCACUUCUCAAGGAUCAUUUUCAAUCAUCACAGAUGUCCGAGCACGGCAUUAUUCAGUGGACCGAUGGACCGUGCCCGUUCCACCUAAGUACACCAGUUAACAGUAACACCAUGUUAUGAUACCAAUCAUGUCGGAAUUAGGAGAAUAAAUACAUCAGCGUAACAUGCGUGCUUCCACUAACUUUUCAGGUUAGAUCCCAUGUAACACACACCCAGGUGCUUGUCCCCAUCAGCAGAACUUUUCCACACAAGCUGAAUAGUCGAACAUACAGAAAGAAAGAACAUUCUAAAAGCUGACUAGUUGAACAUAGAAAAAGAAUAUUCUAAAAGCUGUGUUGUCAAACAUUCAGAAAGAGGAUUCUAAAAGCUGAAUAGUCGAAUAUACAGAAAGAACAUUCUACAAGCUGAAUAGUUGAACAUACAAAAAAGAAUAAUCUAAAAGCUGUAGAGUCAAACAUACAGAAAGAACAUUCUAAAAGCGAAUAUCGAACAUCCGGAGAAAGAACAUUCUAAAAACUAAAUAGUUGAACAUAUAAAGAGAACAUUCUAAAUGCUGUGUAGUCAAACAUACAGAAAGAGGAUUCUAAAAGCUGAAUAGUUGGAUAUACGAAAGAAGAAUUCUAAAAGCUGAAUAGUCAAACAUAUACACACAUGUUCUAUGUAUUCAGCCACUUUUCAAGAAGUGAACAGACAAAUAUAUGGAUGGAAUGUUGUGGAAAAAACCCCCACCUGAAUAGUUGAACAUAUUGAAGGAAUGUCCUGUCCAAUCGCCCACUCUUUUGUCUUAGCUGAAUAGCUGAGCAUAUAGAAAGAAUGUUCCAUUCUAAAAGUGAAUUUUAAAACAUAUUUUUGCACAUGUUGGUUGUUACAUUAUAUAAGAGGCUGCCUAUUGAAACACAGCAACAUCUUUUAAGCACCUUUGUAAGUAGUAUAAUCAAUCUGUAGUUCACGAAAUUUGCUAGAUACCACUUAUUUUGACAAGUCUGCACCUGGGUUCUUUUUAUGAAGUCAUGAUUAAAAAGACAUGAUGACAUUUAUUUUUUAAAGUCGAAUAAUAUUGAAUGUUAUAAAUCACUGCACCAAAAGAGAUAGAAGAAAAUUCCAAAAUAACACAAGGGUGAAAAUAGUUGAGAAACUGGUUACUGUUAAAAUGCAGAUGUUUAGUAGAUCUAAAUGCCUGCACAAUGGAGUGACAUUGUUUUGUGAAGUGAUAUUGCAGUGUAGAAAAUGAGAUGAAAUAUGCCGAAAUGAUUGGCAGGAAUCAAACCAGUCUCCUGUCUUUGGAACUUAUAACAACACAGAAUUGAGAAAGCGGUGUUUUUCCUGUUUCUUUCCCACUUCACCUGGCUGGAAUGCUUGGACCAGACUACUAUCCUUAGGGGAAUAUGCAUUUGUUUUGAGGCCAGGUAAAGUAUUCUUAAGAGAAAACACCUCAAGUUUUCUCCAGUUUCUGUUAAAAAACCAAAACUGUUGUCCGUAAAGGAUUUGCUAUGGUUGGUAACUUUCCAAGAAUAUUUCAAUAGGCAGCAUUAUUUGAGCAUUGUAGUGCUUUUGCUGGUAUGUAGCGAUAUGGCAAUAUUAACUGUUUAAACCAUAAACAUCAUAUCGUCAAAAGAAACAACGAGAAUUUCUAAUGAUGGUCUAUUUUAUACAUCUUGACCAAAACAGUGAAAAUUAUGAAAUCUGAGACGUGUAUCAGUGAAUCUGGAAUGAUUCAAGCUUUGACAGAAUAUUGCAGGAUUUGGAGUUUACGGAGUUUCUAAAAUCAUUCUGAAAAUAGAACAUUUUGUUUUCAAAGUUUCAAAGGGACAGACCCUAGUUUUUAAACACUAAGGCAUAUUUUUCACUAUUAGAGCCAUUUAUGAUCACUGAAAUCAAACAUUACUUAUAUUUUAUUUUUAGAUUAUCCAUUUUUCUACAACCGAAGUGUCAUCCUGGUGUUUUUAAUACCACAAAAUGAAUUUUUCAUAUUUAAAAAAUGCAUGUACGUCUAAGAAGUAACAGGUAGUAACGGGUAUUUCAACAUCACAGACUCUUGUUUCUCUCUGUUGUAUCCAAAUUUGUUACAGGUUUGUAAAUUAACCAAACUUAGUGUCCAUUUUUACGGGCUGAAACUAGGGUCUAGGUGAAAAAUAUCCCUUAGUGUUUAAAAACUAGGGUCUGUCCCUUUAAUUAGCAUCAGUUCAAAACAUUAAAAUAAUUAAUUAGCAAUUGCCAUUUACUGUUCUAGAAUGGCGUGGCUAUGUCUGACAUUUACAUUGCAAAUCGGAACGGAAUACUGAAUAAAAAAUACUAUGAAAGUGUCGGAUACAGGGAAAAGUUGAUUGAUGAAGAGAAAUAUGUUUCAGCAUCUAGCGAUGUAAGGAAAGACAGAUUCAUAAGACUGCAUAGAAAAAUGCUAAUCAAGACAAAAUUUCUUUCAUGUUCUAGACGGGGUUUUUGCCAGAGGGUAAAACGGGUCUGGCGUUAUACCCAAAUAUUUUUGAAGAUUUUGUGAAGAUUUUGACAGAAUUAAUGACUGUUAUCAUUACUGUUUGAUUUUCUUGACCCUAACCCUAAACUUAACCCAUUUUCUUUAUGGUGCAGGCCCCCCAUACCCCCUGUUGACUGUCGUUGCAUUCAUUUCCAUAGUACUAUACCCAAAAAUUUCUUUCUGGCAGAAACACUGCUAGAGUAAAUGUUCUAGAUUAGUACAGUGAAAUGGAGGGAAUCUAGAGAGUGAAUUUUAAUCCAGGAAAGUUAUAAUUUUUGGAGAAUAAAUUCUCUAGAUUGUUAAAAUGAAGCUCAUGUAGAGAGAUGUGUUGAAUGUCAUUUAACAUUAAUUCAUCCUGUGUAUAGAGAGAUGGAAAAUACGAGACAUGUCUUGGUCGUUAGUUUCAUUAUUACAAGAAGAAUUUCUGGAUGUAUAUUACAAGAAGAAUUUCUGGAUGUAUAAAGUGAAAUGCAGAGAAUUUAAAAAUCGACAUGAUCAGAAUAUUGUGGAGACAUCUUAUGAUCAGUUGACUGAAACUGAUUGAAAAUGUUAAUCGAGAUAGGGAAAUGUGGUUUACUCAAAUUGCUGUUUUGAGAAGAAUGUUAGGACUUUAGUGCGAAAACUUUUUUAAGAGAACUUCAGCUGGAAAAAUAUUAAAUAUGGCAGAAUGUUUUUAUGUCUCAAGGUGUUUUUUUUUGUUUUGUUUUUUUGUUUGUGUUUUUUUAAAUCCAUGGAAUGGAUUGCAGUCAUGGAGAACGUAGAUAAUCAAGAAAAAGGUAUGGAAAUGUGUUUCAUUGUUUGGGGAAGAUAUUCUAAUUUGUUCCAGUGAAACAAUAAUAAGAAUUGGAUUGAAAGUUAGGAUACUAAGGUGUGUUUCGAAUCUGUGUUCAAAUCUACCAAGUCCUUUAUUGGUACAGUGAAAUGCUAAAGUUCAUCUAAAGGUGAAGAAGAGUAAUCGAGGUAGAUGAAUGUGUUUUGAAAUCUGGAGAUUUCUUGACUGCUACAGUGCCAUUGACUUUCAGACAAUAUAGAGAUGAAGACUAAUGCACAAAUUGUCGAAGUGUGAAGACGACUGGUUUAUUAAGAAUUUCAUUUUUCUUUCUUUUUUAAACUAGAAAUAUUAUCAUAGUGUGGCUGUGUUUCAAAAUCAGGAAACAAUUUUAAGAAAGGUUAUUGAUACUUUUGUUGAUAUGUUUUGUAAAGAAUCUGUAGCUAUAUAUUAAAGGUCACAUUACAUCUAUGAAGUUUUGGAAACUUUGUUCCUAAGACUCUUUUUUUUUCUUUCUUUCUUUCUUUCUUUUUUUUUCUGUGAUGUAUGAUCAAAAGUCUCUGAGACUUUGUUUCCGAAACCAGUCUCUGGAGAAAGGGAAGUGUUCUGUUACAAGAGAGAAGUCUCUGAAACAAUAUCAAACAACAAUCAGAAUACAUAAAGGAAUCAUAUGAUGAGCUAGUUACAUGAUUGUGGUUAAAAUAUCUGUGCUAAUAGAUCUGACAUGCGGCAAUGGAAUGUCGUAAACAAGUGUCUGCAGUCAAGUUUAGUAGAUGUUUGAAUGAUUCUGGAUUCAUCCAAUUGAAAUUUGAACAACCAUCCAUAUCAAUCUUGAAGUGAAGCUUUUCCAGGGCCAUACCUAUAUAAAAGUAGCAGAGAAGUGAUUAAGAGAGUAAAGAAAGAACCAAGGAUAAGUGUAUAUAUAGGGUCUUCUCCAGCUUGUUUACACUAAAAAGGACACUUGUUCAUAUAAUCUGACACACACACACACACACACACACACCAACUAGAUACGACCAUCUUUGUUAUAAGAUCACUAUAGGCUAUAUGUGUCUAUGAUUGUGCACAUACCUUUACAAUGGUGUUUCUGAAGAAAAAAUACAGCCUUGCUAAACUUAAAAUAAUUUUUAGUUGUCCUGUAAAGUCUUUAAGACUGUUUCUGAAAAAAAAGGCUCCAAGACUUCAUAGAGGAACCAUGGCCUUAAAAGAGUGUUCAGUUUGUAAUAUAUUUAUAGCAUGAGCACAAUAAUAUGUUGGAUCCUUAUUUUGUUAUAGAUAAUAUUGACAGCUUUUAAGCCACCAAGACAAUUUCUAUGUGACAUCUGUUCUUUUUUUCAACCACUUUAAACCGAUAUGCUUACUAGAUGUGCGUAGAGAUGAUAUGAUUCCAUCUACUAGUAGCAGUUCUGUAGUAUUAGACGUGGAAAUUAGUUUUCUUGUUUUGUAUAAUAUUGUAUCCUAAAAUAGAAAUACCAUGGGUCACAGUAUUAUUAUUCAGUUUAGUACAGGAGGUCAUAGUGCUAACAAGCCAGAUAAGGUUGGGUGGGUAGGCAAAACAAACCCAUCAUCCCACUCCAGAUAUUGUUCCUGCAAACUUGGUAGAUUUGUGGGUUGCUCAGUACUAAAAGAAAAAUUUGUUGAACAGAGUGAAAAUAAUGCUGUAUUUGUUGGGGGAUUUUCUUCUUCUUUUUUUUAUUAUUGUUAUUAUUUUUUUAAUUAUUUAUCUGUUAACGAUAUACUCUGGAAUAUGAGCUUCAGUUUGCUAGUGUAUGUUCAAAUUAUAAUAAGAAUAACACCAGGGGAUUAUACUGUUCACAUUUCUAUGAAAGCAACAAAACAAACAGAUUUCAAACAUUAUAAAUGUGUUACUGCCAGGUAUACUAAAAUCCAUCUGAAGUUGGGGGUUUAUUCCUGUUUGUCCGUCCAGAACCAUUGUUCAUAACAUCAUUUGUUAGAAAUUCGCACUGCCUUCACUUCCAUUGUACUGCACUCAUGAAUUUAAUUGUCGGUACAACUAUUCCUGCAUCUUAGAAAUCGGUUUUAAAAGUCAAAAUAAUUCUUGAAUGGAAAAUGUCCACUAUACUGAAUGAUUUUAGAUAGGUGAUAAUUAUAUACAAAAGUAUGUCUCAGAGCAUUAGUACACAAGAUUUCCUGACAAUACAGGGGCGGAUUAUGCUUUAGGUAAGGGGAGGUUUCGAAACAAUAUGUAAAGGUUUAUAAUUUGAAAUGAUAAAUUUUACGUGGACAUCAAUUUAGAUCUACGUGGUGGGUUUUUUAGUGGGGGGGGGGGGGGGGGGGGGUCCGUGCAAAUGGGAAACUCCCUAUAAUCCGCCCCUGCAAUAAAUUAAUAAAUACGUCUUUAUUAUAAUUUUCUAAUUUAAGUUAAAGGCACAGACGUUAUUUUCAGCACGUAAAAAUGGACACUUAGGUUUAUUUAAUCUACAAACAUGUAAGACACAUUUGGAUAAGGUUAUAACAGAGAGACGCUAAAAUCUGAUGUUUAAACAGGGACAUACCGUCUAAAAAUAACUAGAACUUGUCUCAUUAACCAUUACUUUUUAGACGAACAUGCGUUUUUAGAAACUAGGGUUUGUCACUUCAAGAUAUCUAGCUGAGUAAUACUGGUGAUCCUUAAUCGAUGUGGAACCGCAUUCUCUGAAAUCAACUUCAACAUAGGUUGUUAUUUAUUUUGUGCAUGUGGAAGUACAUGUAUGUAUGUAUACACACACACACACACACACAUACACACACAUAUAUAUAUAUAUAUGUAUGUAUAUAUAUAUAUAUAUAUAUACAGAUAUACUAAUACAGGUAUGUGUGUGUGUGUGUGUAUGUGUGAUAUAUAUAUAUAUAUAUAUAUAUCAUACAUGUACACCAUAAUAUUAUAGUACUCAAAAUGUAUGGUAUAUGUAUACACCAGAAUUCAUAAUUGGAAUUUCUAGAGUUUUCAGUUUGGUUAACGUAAUGGGGUGGGGGAGGUCUUUUUUUAUACAUGAUAUACACAAUUUAGAUAAAAACAGAAGGCAAAGCUUUUAACCUGAUUUUGAAUUUCACAUAAAUUGACAUCAUAUAUCUUAAUCAAUACAUACAUAUAUGUAUAUCUAUCAAACUUAUUAAUUUCUAACCUUUGCCAAAUAUAUGUAAGACUCUAUAAAUAUAAUAUUCAUACAACUUAAACUUUCAAUCCAAUCUAAAUAGGUUAAGAGAAAUGAACGAAAAUAUAGGAAACAAGCGGUUGUUUUACAUUUUGAUAGUUAAUAGCAUCCAUAUUAUCUAGUUUCAUAUAAAUAUGCGUAACUGGCCUCGCUGUUGUCAUGGUUAAGUGUCUGGUAGGUACAGGGUUCGCAGCCCGGCACCGGCUCCCACCUAGAGCGAGUUUUAAUGACUCAGUGGGUAGGUGUAAGACCACUGCAUCCCCUUUUCUCUCACUAAUCACUAACAACUAAUCCACUGUCUUGGACACGCAGCCCAAAUAGCUGAGGUGUGUGCCCAGGACAUCGUGCUUGAACCUUAAUUGGAUAUAAGUUGAAAUGGAAUGAAAAUGUGUGUAGACCAGAAAGCUGAUAAUGAACAGAACUGAUUUAUAUAUUGGAUUUCUUUGCUUUUUGUUCUUUGCAAAAUGAAAAUAUAUUUUGAGGCCAGGAUGCGGUGCGAUAAAUGACAAAAAUCUAAGCAGUGCCUUGGUAUGUGGUAUGGCAAAUUUAAGCUAAUAUCAUAUUUUGGUUGCCGACCUCAUGCGAAACUGAAAUUUAGAUUGACGCAUUGUAAACAGAUUAGUGUUGAACGAGUGUUAAACAAAUAUAAACUUUCACGCAUUAAGAACAUAAUAUUAUACAAAUUUACAGAAGAAAACAAAAAUGCAAUUUAGGUAUGUGCUAAAGCAAAGCUGAGCAAUUCUUAAUACUUGCCAACCAGAGUCGGCGGUGAAAUAGGCCUUUGAACUGGCGUAUAUUAGAAGUGUUGUAAUUAGGGUACACAGUUCGCCUGGUAACCAUUGGUUUCGUUUUGUCGCGAACAGAAAACUAACGACGGUUUAUCUGCUGAAGCCUAUAUUUACGUGAGGUGUAAACUUUGUUACAUGGGAAUUAACAAUAGAAUGCCACGAUUCCCAACGGGUACAGGAAUGUGUAUAUGAAGAAACCAGAAAUGAGUUUGAAAUGUUUUACGUCAUAACUUUCUGCUCUCUGUACAAGUAAAGAUGUUCAAAACAUGUAAAAUGUCAUUUAUAGAUUGUAUAUAAAUGUGUACUGCAUAGUUGUUUAAAUAGUACAUACUAUAUAUAUAUAAUUAUAAUGUGUUCAUGUAAUAUGUCAAUUCCAAGAAUAAUUCAAGAUUCACAUGAAUGCGAAGUGAGUGAAAAAUCAACUUGUUUUUGGACUUGUCAAGUACAUGUAUGUGUAAUAUAGUCACAUUAGUGUACAACAAUAAUCAUAUUUGACACAUGGUUCAAAUAUUUUGCAUCAAGGUUGAUUACAGUUCGUACGCAAAUACAUACUACUUUACUACAUAUACUGAUGGAAAAAAAUAAGGGAACACGAGUAGUAACAGCAAACAGUGACUGCAACCACAACCCGCAUCCACAGUUUCAGGAAGAUAACUGCGUUACAGAUAUUCAACCCCCUAUUAGUGACAUUAAAUCUCACAUUAUAUCUUUGCAUUUUAUACAACCAAAACACCCAUCCACAGUGUCAGGAAUCUAGCCGUGUCACAGAUAUUCAACCCUCUAUUAGUGACAUUAAAUCUCACAUUAUAUAUUUGCACUGUAUACAACCAAAACCCCCAUCCACAGCUUCAGGAAGCUAUCCGUGUCACAGAUAUUAGUGACAGUAAAUUUCACAUUAUAUAUUUGCAUUUUAUGCAGACUAUAACCAUGCUAGUAAUGAAUUAAAUUUGAUCUAAAAUACUACGUGUGUUCUUAUUUCUUUCCAUUAGUAUAUAUGUAAAGAUUCAAAAUUGGCAACCUCCAUAAUAUAUUCAAUACACAUGUACAAAGUUAAUAUAUUUUGAUGGAGGUCGGAUUUGAAGUGUAGUCCACAAAAUCCACAUGUAGCAUAACGUAGAAAUAUCUUUCAGUAUCUUUUACAAUGUAUCUUUUAAUAAUAUUUAUUGGAUAUUGUAAAUUUGUUUUAUAAUGGGGUGUUAUACUAGUAUGUCUGUUCAUAUUGAAACGGUGUGUAAUAGAAAUCUUUUCUUUUUUUCCAGUUUUGUUUCUUAUCCUGAAUAUAGCUGAUAAAUGUGUGUUGGUACUGGAGAAGUGUAUAGACUUUGGUAUAUAUAGAAUUGAUCACAUUGGGAAGGAUGGGGGGGGGGGGGGGGGGGGAGGUGGAGGAGUACCGUGAUUGGCUGAGAACAACCUUGACAAUUUUUGGGUCUGUUCCAUUUGUAUUUUUUCUUUACCAUUUUUAAAAUGCUAGUAUUUUUACUGAUUUAUACUCGAGUGGGUUUUUUCUAUUGGCAUUACUUGAGAAUAUGAUGUACCAACCAACCUCCUUUAAAUGAAACCCUGUGUAUAGCGGCUAUUGUCUAUCAAAGCCAUGAGUCCAUGCGGUGUCUAUUCUUUGUACAUAAUACUACACGUUUAACAUUUGUACAGACACGUAUUCAUGUAGGAACUAUUUAAAAUGUAUUUUUCACCUCUGUAUUAUAACGACUGUAUGAUGACAUGCUUUAGACGUUUAUAAAAGUAACUAUUCAUUACGAA